AUGGCAGGGAAAACGACAUCGAAGCGACAGCAGGUGCUAAAGCGGCUGAGAGAUAAUAUCAGCCAAGGGCGGGCGAUUGUAGGCGGAGGUGCAGGUAUUGGGCUGAGUGCAAAGACACAGGAGGCAGGAGGAAUUGAUCUGAUUAUCCUAUACAACUCGGGUCGCUAUCGGAUGGCUGGUAGAGGGUCCUUGGCAGGUCUGAUGCCUUACGGUGAUGCGAAUGCCAUUAUGCUAGAUAUGGCCCGUGAAACUCUGACCAUCGUGAAAAAUACGGCGGUCUUGGCAGGCAUAUGCGGGACGGACCCCUUCCGGGAUAUGUCACGACUGUUAAAGGAGGUCAAAGACCUGGGCUUCACUGGAGUCCAAAACUUCCCCACAGUUGGUCUCAUCGACGGCGUGUUUCGACAGAACCUGGAGGAAACAGGAAUGAGCUAUGAGAAGGAGGUUGAAAUGAUCCGAAUGGCACACGAAUUCGAUCUUUUAACGACACCAUACGUCUUCAACGUCGACGAGGCCGAACGAAUGACAAAGGCAGGAGCCGAUGUCAUCGUAGCUCACAUGGGCCUCACGACUAGCGGUACUAUCGGUGCAAAAACUGCGUUAACCCUCGACGAUUGCGUGGUCCGGGUCAAGGAGAUUCUAGAUGCAGCUGUGAAGAUCAACCCAGAAAUUAUAGUUCUUUGCCACGGCGGUCCCAUUGCCACCCCAUCGGACGCAAAAUAUAUGAUUGAAAGGGUUCAGGGCAUUCAUGGCUUUUUUGGUGCUAGCUCACUUGAGCGGCUGCCAGUUGAGGCUGCCAUGAAGGAGGUUGCCCAGGACUUUAAAUCAAUCCGUUUACCUGCCCGUCUGUGAAAUGGAUAGUGACCGUAUUAAAAAUGUGCUGGACUUUCUUUUAGUCUAUGCCAGUGACAUCACGUUCAACCGUGUGCCUGACGGGACGGCCGAGCUAGCGUCCGACACUACAUACCGCUGGCGCUAGGGACUGAAUUUAUUCGGACAGCUGAGGAACGAAAGAUGCAGUAUAUAUCAGAUAUACCCAUGGUUAGAAUACAGGCUGGAAUUGUGUGAUAGACC
Molecule: messenger RNA, 1074 nt
Organism: Suillus clintonianus
Lineage: Eukaryota; Fungi; Basidiomycota; Agaricomycetes; Boletales; Suillaceae
Product: TIM-barrel-protein domain-containing protein
Exons: 3
Coding region: 1-852 (283 amino acids)
Molecular function (GO): catalytic activity
Source: RefSeq, a predicted model, not a curated record